AGUAGACUGAUUUGGUUUCCUUUUAGUUGUAGUAAACAAAUACGAAUUGUUGAUAAUAUGAAAGGUCUGGGAUGACAGCCUUUGUAGCUAAAAAUCCCUAAAUCCCCCUCAUUCAAACAAAAAAACAAAAGGCCAUUUGGAAUAAUUAUUUCUUAUUUAGUUUCCAUAAAAAUAGUAUUUACAGAAGGCCAUCCAAAAUGUCUUAUAAAGAUAUCAGAUCUUUUACUGAAAUGAUGCGAGCUCUUGGAUAUCCUAGAUUAAUAUCCUUAGAAAAUUUUAGGUUUCCUAAUUUCACUUUAGUUGCAGAAAUAUUGCAGUGGCUUGUUAAGAGAUAUGAUCCAAAUGUUGAAUUGCCUGAUGAUAUUGAUACAGAACAAGAUAGAGUGAUUUUUAUCAAGUCUAUUGUUCAAUUUAUGGCUGUGAAAGGUUACAUUAAACUGAAUGCUAAAAAGCUUUAUAUGGCUGAUGGUUAUGCUGUGAAGGAACUCUUAAAAUUGACAUCUCUCUUAUAUGAAGCUACGAAAACUAAAACUGAUAGUGAUCUUGAGUCCUUGGAAGAUGACUCUGGUUUAAGUCACAACUUUGAUAUCACAUCUAAAUCUGGAGACUUGAAAGUAACUCGACAACUUGCAUCAGAAAUCACUAUGAAAGGGGCAUCAUUAUAUGAUCUGCUAUUAAAAGAAAUUGAUCUCCGUGAGAAUCGAGCUCAGGUAUUAUCAAAGCAAUUAGAUAUCACAGAAAUAGAGCAAGGUAUCAGAAAUGCUACUAGGGGAUUGGAAGAAGAAAUUCAAAAGACAAAUACUAUGAUUGAAAAUAUUGCAGCAGAUGAAGCAAAUUUAGAAGCUAAAAUUGAGAAAAGAAAAAUGGAUUUAGAAAGGAAUCAAAAGAGGCUGCAGACUCUUAAAUCUGUGAGGCCAGCAUUUAUGGAUGAAUAUGAAAGACUUGAAGUGGAACUUGAAGAAAUAUAUAAAAUUUACGUUACAAAAUAUACAUGGAUGGCUUAUCUUGAGCAGCAACUAGAAGAACUUGAACGACUCGAGCAAGAAUUAAUUCUGCAAAAGGAAGAAGUUACAAAAAGAAUGGUGGAGAAAUUACGACAGGAUGAUUUAUUGCGUAGUGAAGAGACAGGAAAUUUGGAUGAUUUCUUAAUAGUGAAUGUAGAAAAUGAUGCUGGUUUAAGUGGUGUUCCCAGAGAAAAACCUCGUCGUCCACAACCUGCUCCUUCUGGAGUUCGAAGAGAUGCACAUAGAAGGGUUUAUGGAUCUAUGAGUGGAGGUGAUAAAGAUGAUGAUUUAGACACAGAUUCUGAUAUUGAUUUGGAUGGCGAAGAUGAUGGUUCAGAAGUCAGUGAUGAUGAUCAAGAUCUAGAAAAUCUGUCAGAUUUAAAAAUUGCCACAAAUUCUGCUCAUGCAGACAGUGACAAUGAUUUUUAAUUCAUCAUAUUUAUACACAGUGGCAAUUUUGAAAUUCUGCCUUUCAUUAUUUUUAAAAAUGUUAUUCUAGUCAUAUUUAUUGUACAAGCAUAGAUAGGUUAUUUACACUAAUGAAAAAAUAAAUAUUUUAUUGCACAGUU
This is a messenger RNA of Argiope bruennichi, 1573 nucleotides long. RefSeq names its product clusterin-associated protein 1-like (gene Cluap1). The record is from RefSeq and is a predicted model, not a curated record. Gene Ontology annotation, cellular component: centrosome; intraciliary transport particle B; cilium. The transcript has 12 exons. Lineage: Eukaryota; Metazoa; Arthropoda; Arachnida; Araneae; Araneidae. The coding region runs from base 198 to 1433 and encodes 411 amino acids. Gene Ontology annotation, biological process: cilium assembly.